Myxocyprinus asiaticus (Chinese sucker) is the source of this 4566-nucleotide messenger RNA. RefSeq names its product receptor-type tyrosine-protein phosphatase O-like. The transcript has 27 exons. Gene Ontology annotation, biological process: regulation of glomerular filtration; negative regulation of canonical Wnt signaling pathway; podocyte differentiation. The record is from RefSeq and is a predicted model, not a curated record. Lineage: Eukaryota; Metazoa; Chordata; Actinopteri; Cypriniformes; Catostomidae. Gene Ontology annotation, cellular component: plasma membrane; GABA-ergic synapse; glutamatergic synapse. Gene Ontology annotation, molecular function: cadherin binding; Wnt-protein binding; protein tyrosine phosphatase activity. The coding region runs from base 247 to 3957 and encodes 1236 amino acids.
GCACUUCAGAAGACCCUCCGUGUGUGUCUCCAUCAUUAAACCAUCCGCAGAGCAGAACCACAGAUCCACUGACCCGGAGCCGCCUCAGAUGGACGGAACACACGCGCUCUGACACUCAUCAUCCGUUCAUGCAUUGAUUCAUUGAUGUUCGGUUCGGUUCGGAGGUCUGAUCUCUGUCCGGUGACUCGCUAUUGUUCGGAUGUGCGACAGUGAGAAUCAAAGAGUCCGAUUGAUUCCCGAGCGAACAUGAUUUUAUUCCCCAUCUUCAUCAUCUUCAUCAUCAUCAUCCAGAGUGUGUCGGCAUUCCAGGUGUCAUUACAGGAUGGGAACGUGUUGCUGAUGUCACUGGAUUCUGAUGAUGUCAGAGAGGAUGUGUCAAUGUAUGCGGCACGAGUGUCUGGUGAAGCUCACACACACACGCUGCUGUUCUCGCACUCUAGUGACGGUCAAACGCUUCCUCAUCCACUCGUGUUUAACGCUUCCUAUCACGGCCUCUGUUACACUGUCAGUCUGUUGCUCGGCAAUGACACCAGUUGGACCAAACCCGUCAAAACCAUCACCAUCUUGACCAAGCCUCUUCCACUAGACCGGGUUGAGAUCUCAGAUUACGCUGCAUCUCCAGAGACCGGCGUGCUGUUUCACAUCAGUUCUCCAGAAAGGAACAUCUACACGAGAGUAAACAUCAGUUACAGCGAGGGCCGACAGCAGCGCUUCAUGCUAUAUAAAGAUUUCCUCAAAGGUAAAACAGUGUUCAAGCACUGGUUACCGGGGACGUGUUACAGUAACAUCACGUUCCAGCUCAUCUCAGAGGCCACAGUCAACAAGAGCGUGCUGAUGACACGCAGUGAUGUCACUCACGAGCCCCAUCAUCACAGGACUGUCCCAAACCCUCCUGUAAACGUCUCACUGAAGAUCAUCCAUCUGAGUGAACGUGGAGCAGCCGGAACUGAGACUGUUCUCAAGGCAUCCCACAAUGCGUCUCUCUCUCGCAGGACACGUGACAUCCCGUCAGAACUGGAGAAAAACAUUGAAGAAACCAAUCGUGAGGAGAUGAGCGUUGCUGUCACCCAAAUGCCUCUCGAUCUCUCUCAGAACAUGAACGAGUCCAGUACCACGGUUUACUCCAGCACUACUCAACCCGUCCAUGACAACAACACCAACCCCCUCUGGACCGAACCAACAGGAAGUCCCACCCCCACAGAGGAGGAAGAGGAGGAGUUUGUCAACGCUCUGGUUCCAGAAUAUGAGGAUUCGAAUGAGCCCGGGUCAGCGAUGGAUGUGAACUUUGAACUCAAUCUUAUGCCCACACCACUGUCACCGAUCCUGCUGGAGCUGCGCUGGGCACCACCCGGACCGCCAACUGCAUUUGAUGGAUUUAACAUCUACAUCUAUCGUGACGGAAACUCCAGUGAGACGGCUACCGUUGAUGAAAACACUCACGAGUUCUACACUGAGCUCUCAGAAGCAGGAACAUAUGGAGUUCAUGUGAUGACGCUCAGCUCGUCUGGAGACUGUGAACCCAGAGAAAGUUCUGCUGACAAUGGAUUCACUUUCUACCUCAGUGCGUCAGGUGAGUGGAUGGAGCAGCCCCAGGAGCGUCCGCAGUCAGUCAGUGUGAAGAUGUUGGACUCGAGCACAGCAUCAGUGUCCUGGGCUCCAUCAGCUCACAGAUAUAACGGCAGUCUGAUCUCAGUUCAGUCUCUCACCUGUCUCAAACCCAGCAUCAGUCAGCGCAUGGAGAUCACAUACUGCUCUGAGGAGAAUAUCACCAGUGAUGUCAUCACUAACCUGACCCCAGGCGCUCAGUACAGAGUGAUGGUUUAUUACACUAACGGACCGCUAGUUAGUCCCGCGUCUGAACCGGUCAUCAUUGACAUCGAGCCGACGGGAGUUCGUGAUCUGGUGGUAUAUCCUCUCAGUCCCACCGCUGUGAUUCUGAGCUGGCAGAGACCGUAUAAUGUGGCCUUCAGGAAAUACAUCCUGCAAACCUUCUUCUUCAAUUCCGCCACACAGACGUCUCAGUGGACGACUUACUACGAGAUCGCUGCCACUGCGUCCGUCAUCGCCUCUGUGAGGGUGACGGAUCUGUUGCCGGCGUGGUACUACAACUUUCGUGUUACCAUGGUGACCUGGGGCGACCCGCCUCUGAGCUGCUGUGACAGUUCAACCGUGAGCUUCGUUACAGCUCCUGAAGCUCCUCACAUCUCUUCAGUGGAUUAUUCUCAUGGGACGCUGUAUGUGCGCUGGACGUAUGGUGAUCUGUUCACCGAUCUGUCACACUCGCGGAUGCUGCACUGGCAGGUCAUGGUGGAGGGCAAGAAGGGAGCAAAGAGACGAUAUGCCAUCGACGUGACUCGUAACAUGAUGAAGGCGUCUCUCUCUCUUCCUCCCGGUGACAUCUAUAACCUGACGGUCACGGCGUGUACGGAGAGAAGCCGCAACACAUCUGCACCUCACAUCAUUAAACUCAAUCCGGCUCCUCCGAAGACUCUGUACAUGGUGAACACUACAGACACGGCGGUCACGCUGCUCUGGACAGAAGAGGGAGUCGUGGAUUUUUAUCAGGUGACCUGCAGACCGCUGCGGACACACAGAGAACUCAAGGUUCGUGAGCCACUGGUCACAGCUGCUCAUGUUGUCACUGUAUCCGGUCUACAACCGUCCACCUUAUACAACUGUACAGUGAUUAGCACCAGUUACAGCACAGCCAGUGAACCGGCAUACAUCACCAUCAACACAUCAGUGCGUGAGAUGAAUCCGAGCGUGGCGGCAAUCUCGGCUCUGGCGGUUCUCAGUAUUCUGCUCAUCAGUCUGCUGGUGCUCUUCCUGCUCGUCUUACGAAAGAAACACAAGGAACUGAGUCGGGAGUGCGGUGCAGAAACCUUUGUGAAUUUUGCCUCUUUCGAGCGGGACGGGAAACUGCCAUAUAACUGGCGCAGGAGUCUCUUUGCGUUCCUCACUCUUCUGCCAUCCUGCCUUUGGACUGACUAUCUCUUGGCCUUUUAUAUUAAUCCGUGGAGCAAGACGGCACUUAAGAAGAGAAAACUAACCAGUCCAGUUCAGCUCAGUGAUUUUGACGCUUACAUCAAAGACAUGAGCAAAGAUUCGGCGUACAAGUUCUCCCUGCAGUUUGAGGAGUUGAAGAGUGUUGGUCUUGAUUUGUCUCAUGAAGCCGCUGAUCUGCCCGUCAACAGACCCAAGAACCGCUACACCAACAUCCUGCCCUAUGAUUUCAGUCGUGUGAAGCUCAUUUCUUUACACAAUGAUGAAGGAUCAGAUUAUAUCAAUGCAAACUACAUUCCUGGUUAUAACUCCCCGCACGAGUUCAUCGCCACACAAGGGCCGCUGCCCGAGACCCGCAACGAUUUCUGGAAGAUGGUUCUACAGCAGAAGUGUCACGUCAUCGUUAUGUUGACACAGUGUAAUGAGCGCAGGAGGGUAAAGUGUGAUCAUUACUGGCCGUUCACUGAGGAGCCGGUGGCGUACGGCGAGAUCACAGUCGAGAUGAUGUCAGAAACGGACUCGCCGGAGUGGACCAUCAGAAACUUCAGACUGGGAUAUGCUGAUGAAACUCAAGAUGUUUUACACUUUAAUUACACAUCAUGGCCAGAUCACGGUGUGCCAACAGUCAACGCCAUCGAGAGCAUUCUGCAGUUUGUACAGAUCGUACGACAACAGGUGAACAGGACCAAAGGACCAAUCAUAGUGCACUGCAGUGCUGGAGUGGGUCGAACCGGCACAUUUAUCGCUCUGGAUCGUCUGAUGCAGCACAUUCAGGAACACGAGUAUGUGGAUAUUCUGGGGAUGGUGUCAGAGAUGCGCUCGAACCGACUGUCCAUGGUCCAAACAGAGGAGCAGUAUGUGUUCAUUCAUCAGUGUGUUCUGCUCAUGUGGAAGAAGAAGAAGCAGCAGUCUCACACCAGUGACAUCAUCUAUGAGAACGUCAGCAAAUCUUAAUGAAGUCCUGCUGUCUGAUUCUCUGUUCAGAGAGACGUGUGACAUCAUCACCAAACAAACAAGCGGCUGCCGAGGAGAAUCUUUGCUCAUUUACUCCCCAUAGAAGCUCUUCGUUAGUGGAAGUUUGACCGAACAAAUCAAAUGCCUUAAAAACCUGCAUCGUUAUGCGGCUGUGACGUGAUUUCUGCCAGAACUGCAGUUUGAGAACUGAACCCUCUGGUGACCGCAGUUCUGGCAGCAUUUAGUCUUUAGUUUGUUUGUUAAUCUCAGGAUCAUGUCGUGUACGCCGCUCGCUACUGCCUCCCUGCUGGACACGGCAUUGUAUAUCGUGAGUUUAUAUCGCACUCUUUCUGUUGUAGGUUUAGUUUUCAGCCCCUCAGAAGAGGACAAAUGUUGUGCGAAGAGCUUUGCGACCUAAAAUUGUCACGUUUAUUUUCAUUGUGGCAGUUUGGCUGCGAAUGUUUGUUAAAGUGACCACACAAGCUAAAUUCUUCUGACGACACGCCUUUAAUAUUAUGUCACUGCUGCACGUGUUUAUGUGAAGAGUGUUGCAGGUACUUUCAUUCACAAGGAAAAACAAGGAACAACAAUGAACGAGAGAAAGAAAGA